Molecule: messenger RNA, 914 nt
Organism: Cladocopium goreaui
Lineage: Eukaryota; Dinophyceae; Suessiales; Symbiodiniaceae
Source: the annotation of a GenBank genome assembly
GCCUCCUUUCCCCCACCCUUGCCACGUGGGACCCACGUGGGACCGUCUAUGGCGUGGCCAUGGCGGAGCUGGAGCGCUUGGAUGUGGAGCUGGAGCCCGAUGGAGGCACCUUCCAUGGUCGACCCAGCGAUGGGUCCCGAUCCAUUCGGAAUCGAAAAGAGCUGGAACUUCUCCUGACCCUCUUCUGGGCACCUGCCACUGUUUUCGUUGUGGCGGAGGUCGUGAGCUACCUCUGCAUGCACAAGAGCUUCUUUGGCAACGCCUUUGAUGUGGGCAUCAGCUAUGAGCAAGUGGUGGAGGUACACGUUUUCGCGAGCAUUGCAAUGUGGAUCUUGGCCGCUGUCCAGAUCCGGAUCGAGACCCGCAAACGCCAGUCGCCGGCACUGCAUCGGCUCACAGGGGUCGUCAUGCUGCUGCUUUUCUUCUUGAUCGUCUUCCCAAGCAGCCUCUACUUGUCCGCCUUGCAGAGAAUUGAAUACUGGGCUCCAGCAGUGGCAGCAGUUCUGCUGGACACUGCUGGCUGCACCGCCUUUUUCUUGUAUCGUGGCUGGCGCGUGGCUAGACUGCGAGCAACGUCAGAGUCGCUGGCCCUGCACGGGCGGCUGAUGCAAUGUGGAGUCAUGAUGAGUAUGGCAAUUCUGCCGCAACGUUUCUUGCAGUUCUAUUUGUCCAUGCAGUUCAGGACGUUCCCUCAGGUCGAAUUUGGGCCCAGUGCAUUGGAGCGGAACACCUCGAGGAGGCCUUUGGCACCCGCCAGCCGUCCAUGUGGGAAAGAUACAUGUGGAAGUUUCGAUGGUUGGCCUAUGUGCCCAUCUACUACCUGUUGAGUGCCUUUCUGCACCGCGUCGUUCCCAUGACAUAAUCGACAUAGCAAAAAACAGGUGUGACUGCAGCUGGAGCUUGCUGUGGCUGCC